UCUCUCUCUCCUCUCGGAACUUUUUCUGCAGAUAUAUAUAUAAUAGUUCAUUUUCAAAGUUUUAAUUAUUUCUAUCGAUAUAUAUAUAUAUUCAUAGACAUUAGUAAAUCGCCAUGGCUUCGGAGAAUUACACCGACAAGAACACGAUUUUUCGGAAGCUCAAAGCCAAGCCCGAGAAUAAGAUGUGUUUUGAUUGCAACGCGAAGAACCCGACGUGGGCGUCCGUGACGUAUGGGAUCUUUCUCUGUAUUGAUUGUUCGGCGGUUCACCGGAGCCUCGGUGUUCACAUUAGCUUCGUUAGGUCGACCAAUCUAGAUUCUUGGUCUCCAGAGCAGUUGAAAAUGAUGUGCUUUGGUGGAAAUAACCGUGCUCAAGUUUUCUUUAAACAGCAUGGAUGGACUGAUGGGGGCAAGAUUGAGGCAAAGUAUACUUCUAGAGCUGCUGACUUGUAUAGACAAUUGCUUGCUAAAGAAGUUGCUAAAAGCGCUGCAGACGCUGGUUUGCCAUCAUCACCGGUUGCUUCUCAGUCGGUACAUGCUACUAAUGGUUUUCCUGAUAUUAAGACUGCUGAAGCUCCAAAUCAGAGUUCUUUUCUAAAAAAUGAAACUCCAGAGGUUUCUUCUUCACCCAAAGCUUCCCAGUCUGUUACUGCUACAACUGUUAAGAAGCCUCUAGUUGCUAAGAAAACUGGAAAGACUGGGGGUCUAGGAGCUCGAAAACUUACUACAAAGCCAAACGAAAGUCUUUAUGACCAGAAACCUGAAGAAGUACCUGUUCAAGUUCCAUCAUCUGACUCCACAAGUAGCACGCCCAAAUCAUUUGCAUCUCGCUUUGAGUAUACUGAUAAUGUGCAACCAGCAGAAAUUAGUUCUGGUGGUGCCCGUGUUCUUAGCCAUGUAUCACCUCCAAAAUCUUCUAAUUUCUUUGCUGACUAUGGCAUGGAUAGUGGUUUCUCAAAGAAGACCAGCUCAACUUUGCCCAAAGUUCAAGUUGAAGAAACUGAUGAAGCAAGGAAGAAGUUUUCCAAUGCUAAAUCUAUCUCUUCUGCUCAGUUUUAUGGUGAUCAGAACAAAGUCAAUGACAUGGAAUCUUCAGUUUCUCUGCAGAAGUUCUCGGGUUCAAAUGCAAUCUCCAGUGCUGAUCUCUUUGGUCACCGUGGCAAUAAUUCAUCUGUUGAUGUCACAGCUAGUGAUCUGAUUGACCGGCUGUCUUUUCAGGCACAGCAAGAUUUCUCUUCCCUCAAGAUUAUUGCAGGAGAAACUGGGAAGAAGCUCAGCUCCCUUGCCUCCUCCUUGGUGUCGGAUCUUCAGGACAGAAUCCUCUGAGAGAGCUGCAUUUUGGAUGUACAAUCUAGAGGAUCUUGUUACAGAAUUGCAAAAGAAAUAUGUAGAUGUAAAAAGUUAAAUCUUUAAAAUUUUUACGGAAGACAAAUAAGAUUUUAAAAUUCCUAGGAUUAUGAGAUGACACCAUUAUUUUGUAGCUGCGGAAUGUAACCAUCAUGGUGGUGUAUGUGGCCUUCUCUGGCUAUUUCAUAGAUUUUAUCCUUUGGACUGGCCUUGUGUAUUUUGUUCUGAAUGAUGAUGCAACACAAGUUUUUCCUUUGGGCUGGCCUUUAAUUUCUUUUUUUUUUCCCUCAAUGAUGUAACCCAAAUGGGAUUUAAACCAUUUACCAAUUUAAGUUCUAUCGGCCCUUUUACGUAA
Coffea eugenioides is the source of this 1701-nucleotide messenger RNA. Its product is annotated as probable ADP-ribosylation factor GTPase-activating protein AGD8. The record is from RefSeq and is a predicted model, not a curated record. Gene Ontology annotation, biological process: COPI coating of Golgi vesicle. NCBI's taxonomy places the organism in Eukaryota, Viridiplantae, Streptophyta, Magnoliopsida, Gentianales, Rubiaceae. The transcript is spliced from 7 exons. Gene Ontology annotation, molecular function: GTPase activator activity. Bases 114 to 1325 code for a protein of 403 amino acids.